Molecule: messenger RNA, 498 nt
Organism: Colletotrichum destructivum
Lineage: Eukaryota; Fungi; Ascomycota; Sordariomycetes; Glomerellales; Glomerellaceae
Product: Putative protein kinase
Exons: 1
Coding region: 1-498 (165 amino acids)
Biological process (GO): protein phosphorylation
Molecular function (GO): protein kinase activity; ATP binding
Source: RefSeq, a predicted model, not a curated record
AUGAUAUACUACGGCCAGUUGAACAAACCAAAGGUGGACAUCUUAUUUCAGCAUGCCGCCGACUCCCUUGUUCGUAUUCCUGACGAGGAAAUCUUUCCCCGGUGGCCCCAAGGCCUCACUCUCACUAAGGCUCUCGAGGAGCUCCCACCCGACGUUUUCGUCAAGCGGCCUAGGCUAGCGCUGUACGAUAUUUUUUCAAAGCACAAAGUCGUACAUCUUCUCCCCAAGGGAUUGGCGGAUGAGGCAGAAGCAAUGGAAGUGCUGGGUAGCCAACCCCACCCAAGCAUCGUUGGAUACCAUGGUUGCCAUGUGCGACGGGGCUACAUCACUGGACUCGUGCUGGCCCAUAACGACCUCAACCCCACAAAUGUUCUCGUGGCAAAGGAUAGUAGACCCAUUCUGGUCGACUUUGGCUCGGCUCGUAGGAUUGGGGAGAAGUUAUUGACUAGCCGAGGUACGAAAGGUUGGAUCGAUUGCGAGGUCAGAAAUGCGACAUGA